Drosophila subobscura is the source of this 7003-nucleotide messenger RNA. RefSeq names its product serine-enriched protein (gene gprs). The record is from RefSeq and is a predicted model, not a curated record. NCBI's taxonomy places the organism in Eukaryota, Metazoa, Arthropoda, Insecta, Diptera, Drosophilidae. Bases 1078 to 5103 code for a protein of 1341 amino acids. The transcript has 9 exons. Gene Ontology annotation, molecular function: protein binding.
GCGAAACGGUUCACUUCACAUCAAAAGCGCAUCCGUCGAAGCUCAGCUCUCUCUCUGCGUCUCUGUCUCGCUCUCCCGUGUGUCCAGUGUGUGUGUAAACGAGAGUGUGUGUGUGUAUGUGUUGAGAUAGAGAAAAAUUAAAUCAUUAAAUUAAAAAGUGACCGAAAUAGCGGCCAGACAACUGCAACUGGAACAAAAGUUAGCCCUUGAGGUUCAUCAGCAUCAGCAUCAGCAUCAGAAUUAUUUGCAUUCCGCGUGAAAGUGGCAGACAGGGCUAGAGGAGAGGAGCAACGGAACGUGGCACGAAGUGGUGUUGCUUUUGUUGUCUUUCAGUUGCCACACAUUUGUACACCCACGCACAAGAACAGGGGCAAGAACACCCACACACACACGCACACGAGACUUCUGGGUGGUGAAAGUGAGAGUGAAAGUGACGCCCCAGCGAAACACUCAACGGGAAGCCCACGGCUCCUACAGUCCAGCGUUCGUUCGACUUGAGAAAAGCAGAGAAAAAGUUAGUUUCGUGGCGGAAAAUCAAGCGAAAAAUUACCAUCAUUUCCACAAUCUAAACGGAUUCUAAUUCUAAUUCAAUGAAUUGCCUCUCCUCUCUCUCCUUCUCCAACUAACUUUUUGCUCUCAAAAUGUAUUCGUGGCACAUAUUCCCUACAACUUUCCCCAUUUAUGUUUCCCGUUUCUUCUUUUUGAGCACCUACACAUAUACACAGCACAAUUUUUGGCUUAAUCUACCCGACAACCGACAACCGACACCCUCCCGGGAAAGUCACCCCCAUUUGGAAUUUGGAAUUUGAAUUUGAAACUUGAACUUAUACAUAUUGGCAUGCUGUACACUCUUUUGUGGCACUUAAUUUUGAUCCAUUUUUGGUGUAAAUAAUCGUACUCGUUCCCCACUACUUUUUCCACUUAAUUUCCUACUUUGCUCACUUUGGGACUGCAGUAAGACUCACUCGUAAUGGUUUAAUAACUCAGUAAGCAAACGGAUAUGAACAGUCCGCACUGUGAAUAACUAUCUACCAGCGUGGGCCAGUAGACGAAUUCACAUUGCAACAGUAAACCCAAAUGCCAGAGGCGCUGAUACUGCUCGGCAUGGCUGACGCAGAGCCGGACCUAUCGACGUUCGAGAACAAAACGGGACUGGCCGAGGACAUGAAGUUCCUCGCCUCCAUGCCGGAGCUGUGUGAUGUAACCUUCCUGGUGGGCGACACCCGAGAGCCCGUCUGUGCUGUAAAGGCUGUGCUGGCCUCCCGUUCCCGAGUGUUUGCGAAAAUGCUUUAUGCGGCGCCAUCGCCGCAGCGUAAGCGGGAGACGUCCACGAAGGAGAACAAGCUGCGCCUCUUCCUCAAGCGUUCCUCGGAGCCGCUGUUGAAUCUACAGAAUGCCGCACAACAGAGAACCGGUUUCACCCAACAAUUAGCUCCGAUAACCGAGCCCACAGGCCAGCAGCAUCAGACGCUGAUCAUUGAGGAGUUCGAGCCCGAUGUCUUCCGCCAGCUCAUCGAGUACAUCCACACGGGCUGUGUCACGCUGCAGCCGCGCACUCUGCUGGGUGUAAUGAAUGCCGCCGAUUACUAUGGCCUGGAGGAGCUGCGUCGCGCCUGCGCAGGCUUCGUGCAGUGCUGCAUCAAUGUGGACACCGUUUGUGCGCUGCUGGCCUCCGCGGAGCGCUACAUUCAGUACAAAUGCACCAAGACGCUGGUGCAGAAGGUGCUCGAGUUCGUGGACGAGCACGGGACAGAGGUGCUCAAUCUGGGCAGCUUCACGCUGCUGCCGCAGCACGUCGUGCGCCUGAUCCUCGCCAGGGAGGAGCUGCGCGCGGACGAGUUUACCAAGUUCCAGGCGGCGCUGAUGUGGAGCAAAAAGUAUUACGACAACAAUCCAAACAUUGACAUCAAGGAGAUUCUGGGCACGUUCCUGGAGUACAUACAGUUCCACAAGAUACCCGCGAAUGUGCUGAUGCGAGAGAUCCAUCCGCUGAGCCUGGUGCCCUAUGCGAUCAUCAUGAAUGCCUUGGCCUACCAGGCAGACCCAGAAAGCAUCGACCCCGGAAAGCUGUCUCCCAACUCUAGCCGACCCCACCAGCACCGCCACCGCCACCACCACCAGUCCCUGCCGAAGAUCCGCAAGGCCAAGUCGCAGUCCUUCCGCUCGCGACGCAGCCCCUCCGAGCGGCGCAGCCCCAACCUCACCCUCAACACCACCUCGGCGGGGGCCAGCAGCGACAAGAAGCGCAGUCCGCUGACGCCAAAGAGUCCGGUGCCCACAGAGCCGGAGUCCAAGAGCCCGGGCAGCGGCUCCCAGAAGACGCCCACCACCCUCUCCCGCCAGGGCACACUGCGGGCCUCCAGCCGGCGCAAGAACAGCGGACAACUGUCCAUCUCCCUGGGCACCCAGGGUCGGCGCAGUCCCGUGGGCACCAGCGAUCGCAGUCCCCAGGGCAGGCGCAGUCCGCUCUUCCCCGGCAGCAGCAGCGGCCUGCGCUCGCCCAACGACCAGCCCAGUCCCACUGCCAGGAGCCCAACGGGAGAGCCUCGCCGGAGCAGUCCCACCUUCAGUGUGCACACGCAGGAGCGUCGCUCGCCGCUGGGAGCCAAUGCGCCCACGGAUUUCGGCUGCCAGACGGGCUUCCCGGGUUCCUCCCGGAGGAGUCCCACGUCGACUGUCCACGUGCAGGACAUGGCCACGGAGCCGGAGGAGGCGGGCUUUGUGGGCAUGAAGCGACCCUCGAUCGGCCUCUUCACACCGAUCUACUUUGCCAGCGAGAAGCGUUCCCCCAUGGGCAUGGGCAUGGGCCUCAUUCCACCCAUCCACGUGUCCAAUCCGGCGGAGACCUACAAGAGUGCGGAGCGGGAGCGAGAGGCGGCGGAGGCAGCUGCCCGCGAGCUGGAGCGGGAGCACGAGAGGGAGAAGGAGGCCGCGCAGGCGCAGGCACAGCCGCAGGAGAAGAAGAGUGUCAUGCGGGAGAUCCUGGCGUUUGUGCGAAAGCCCUCCAAGGUGAUGACAACGCGAACGAAUCGCUUCGCCAAUGCCUUCACGAGAGCCGAGUCGGGCUCCUCCAGCGGCCCACUGAUCCGUCAGAGCACCUUCUCGGCCAGCCCGGCACCCUCGUCCACCGCCUCGAAGAGCGCCGUGCAGAAGCAAAUGUCGGAGGUGGGCUUCGAGCCGAAGAUGUCCCUCAAGUUCGCCCACUACACCAAGAUGAGCUUGAAGCUGCGACGCUCCGCCAAGCGGGACGAGGAGGAGAAGCAGAAGCAGCAGCAGCACCAGCAGACGGGGAGCUCAGCAUCGGGCUCCAAGCGGCCCAGCGCGGACUCCAAUGCGGGGAUCAUAGAGCAGGUAGGUGGCUCAGGCGGCUCGGCAUCCGCAUCAGCCUCGGCAUCGGGAGAGGAGCUGCCCUUCGAGCUGGCCAAUGUCCACUUCGAGAAGGUAGGUGAGUCCUAUAUCAAGCAUGAGCGACUCCGGGAGCUGGUCGAGCCGGAUCAGGAGACAGACACGAAGGGGGGCGCCGCAGUCGAAGCCUUGGCGGAUGGUGAGCCAGAGCCAGAGCAGACGGAUGCCGCCAUGGCACAGUUCGUGGAGGAGGUGACCAACUCCCUCAAGGUGGUGGCCCUCAACGGAGAGGGAGGCGCCGCUGUGGUGCAUCACUUCACGCGCCGCUCGGAGAGUCGAGAGCCCAUCGAGCCGCGCAUCAGCGAGGAGCACGAGUCGGACUCCAACGAUCUGAUUAUCCCAGAGGAGCUGCGGGCCGAGCUAGUAGAGAUCUUGAAGGCCUAUGCGCCAGAACCAGUUUAUGUUAAUCUGCAGGCGCUGCGGCGCGAAACGGAUGAGGCGGAGGCCGCCGCCCAGGCUGUGGCAGAGGCGGCAGCGGCAGUCGCAGCCGCGGCUGCAGCGGCAGUGGCGGCAGCCUCGGCCCCGCCCGUCAAGCAGCCGCUGCAGUGUCCUACUAUUGAGUUUGAGCCGCCGUCGCGUCGAUCCUCCUUCGACCCGCCACGCUCGCCCUUCCUCGAGCAGCUGCGCAGCCCCGGGGGGGACACGGACACGGAUCUGAUCAAUCUGCAGCGUCUGGACUCGGGCGGCGACAGCUUCGAGAUGGUCGAGGGUGACCGCAAGUCGAGCCGCGCCGAGUCCAGCUUCGACUGCCCGUACUCCUCGCGGGACACCAGCUUCGAUGUGUCCAUAUCGCGCUACCAGUCCACCAGCUACGAGGAUCAGACCUCCAGCUUCGAGAUCGUGGACACGGACGAGCGCCACCGACGGCCCGUGGAUCUGCGCAAGAGCUCCAUCGAGCUGGUCGACGCGGAGACCUUCCAGCGGUCGGGCUCCUCCUGCGGCAGAAAGUCCUCGCUGGAGACGCACUUCGACUACACGCCCUCGGAGACGAGCGGCGUCACGCCCGCCCGCUCGCCCAACUUCCCGCUGAUGACCAAGAAGCAGAAGGCCGAGACCUUCCGCCAGCUGCACAUCUCCCCCUUCAGUGCCUUCUCGCGGGCACGCAGUCCGCUCUCGCAGCAGACGUCCUCGAACUACAGCUCGCGGGACAGCUACGACUCGAGCUCCUCGUACCAGGGCGGACCCAGCCACGGCCACGGCCACGGACCGUAUGCCGAUCCCAGCCGCAAGCACUUCCCCCUGACCAUCAAGCGGGACCGCGACCAGCGCGAGGAGGAGGUGAAGACGUUCCUCUGCACCGACCAGCGCUGUGCUUCCAUCUUCGAGCCGCGUCCCAGCUCUGUGCUCACCCAGCAGCUGUCCACGGGCUCCAUGUCCACCCCCUCGGGCUACACCAACGGCACGCCGCGCAUUCCCAGCAGCAACGUGCCGGGCGCCGUGCCCCCCGCCGCUGCCUUGCCCCCCGGGCAGCUCCACAGCUGCGGCUUCUCCAGCGGCAGCGAGUUCGAGCCGCCAUCUCCGAGACGAGCGGCCAGUGCCUCGCCCAAGCACACCUUCACGUUCCGCAUCGUGAUGAAGAAGGUGGACAGUUCGCCGGAGGCCCUGUGCCCGGAGAGGCAUCGAUCCCGCAUCAUAGAUCGCUACCGACGGCGCGACAGUCGCCGCAAGCGCAUCCAUGAGGCGGGCAAGAGCUUUUAGGCGGGAAGGAGGCUGCUUUAGAUAGGAUAUUGGAAUCAUUUACUGGGAGUACUCGCACUCACCCAGUCCUGUUCUCUGUUCAGUUUCAACCACGGUGAACCUCAUGAGAAUUCAUUGCGGCAAUCUCUACAUGUAUCUUCUUGGAUAUGUUUUUGACAAUCUCAAUGUUUAAUCUCAAGCUCUAAGGCUAAAUCUCUACAUCUUUGACUCAAAAGCAUCGCGAGUGUUGUCUGUAGGAUUAAGUGAAGAAUCAAACUCAAGGCGUUCAAUAAUCAAACUUUAUAAAAUGGUUCUGGUUUUAGGCCGUUUCGAAAAGCUCUACCCCAAACCAGGCACUAUUCGGCCAACCCGAAGCCAGUUUGUACAAUAUACCUCCUCCUCCAUUAUGGAAGGGAAGCACUGCUGAUCCAGGGGUUCGAGCCAGUCGAGAAAUAGUUGAUUAGAAAUUGUUAUUCUAAACGAUCUACAAAUGUAUGUGAAACAAUAAUUCCUCCCACGAUUUACCUGAUUACUAUUUAAAACAAUAGAUCAACAAACAUUUAUUACAUAGUAUUAUAUUAUAUACGAUAUACGACAUACGCAUACGAUAUAUGUAUACAUGGAUGUACGUAUGCGGGGUUCAAACUUUGGUGUUGUAAUUAUUGUGGAAAACCAAAAAGCAUACGUUAAGUAUUUGUGCAUUUUUACGUGGUUCCUGUUAUAUACGUAUAGCUAUAGGAUAUACAUACCUCUAAAUAUACAAGAAACACUCCAUCUGGAUGUGGCAUAACAUAAAUUAAAUAUAAAUAUAAACCCCGUACAGAUUGUAGUCGUAAGAUCUAAAUGCUAUAUUCUAAAUGUAACCGAACUGCGCGGCUAUUGCAAGUGGUGACAACAUAUGUAAAAGUACUUAUUAUUUACAUAGUUUGUUCUUAAGCAAAAGAUCACACAUAUUGUGCAUACAAACGUAUGUGCUUAAAGCUGGAUUUGGGGCCGUACUUAAAUCUUAAAUCUUAAAGAGAAAAACUUAUAGCGAGAAGAGCGAACGAAUGGAGGGGAGACUCGCGCAUUAUCCAAUGAAUAUUUAAUGUUAAACUUUGAGCAGGAUUUUUGGACUCUGUGUUUGUUGGUUAAACGAAGAAAGAAAACAGAAGUCCCAAAGAGGAAAUCCUACACUUAAGCAAUCCAAGUAUCAUUAUUUACAAGAUAUUUAUUAUACAUACAUACACUCUAAAGUUUAAACUAAAGAUUAAGCGAUGAGGAGUGAAUGAUGUUUGGCUUUUUAGCAAGUCAAAUCAAGAAAGAUAUCAGCAUUUUACAGGUAAUUACGCAUUAUAAGCAUUUACUUCUAACCACAACAUACACGAACAUGUACCCGAAUAUGUACUCAUGCUCGUGCUCGUGCUCGUGCUCGUACUCGUACUCGUAUAUGGUAUAUGAUUGGCACUCGACACUCGUAACUAACCAGAAUUGAAUGCCAGUAGAAUCGUUGCUAUUUUGAUUUGUAGUUGCUUGCUUUCGAAACUAAAACUAAAACUAAACUCGGUAAGAGAUCGCUUAAACAGUUUGUAGUGCUAACGAUCGUGUCUGUGGCUCUGCAUGCGCUUGCCAGAGAUGGAGAGAUGGAGAGAUGGAGAGAGGGAGGGAGUCCAGAGUCCAGAGCAGCCAACUACAAUUUCAUAAUGCGACCUUCUUCUAUUUGCAGCAUGAUGGUUUUUUACAGAGUGUCAGCUGCCGAUCGAUCGGAGGAGGAAUAAGAACACCCAAUACAUAUACGAGUUUACGGAGUGUUCUAUCCGUUUAGAAGGAUAGAGCCCCUGAGGAUGGAUAGAUGUUGUCGUUCUCGUUCUCGUUGUCGAGGCAUUUGUUAGACUAACUCCAGUUCCAGUGUUUGAAUGUACUUUUACUUGUACCUUUUUGU